Messenger RNA from Symbiodinium necroappetens, 4281 nucleotides. The record is from the annotation of a GenBank genome assembly. NCBI's taxonomy places the organism in Eukaryota, Dinophyceae, Suessiales, Symbiodiniaceae.
AUGGGGGCAGACACCCCCUUCACCUGUGGGCCUUAUGCCGCCGUUGGAGAAACUCCCGAGUCAGAUGAGGACUUGCGCCUUGCUGCAGAUCUUGACUCGCUUGCGCCACUGGGUGCUGAAGAUGAGCAAUCUCAGCCAGGAGCUCUCGCUCUGAAGACCAUGAAGCUGCUUUGCACGAUUCUUGGCCUCGGCGCUGUUCUCCUCGUGUGCCUUGUAACGCUGGGGGCUGCCAGGACCAGCUGGAGGCCUUUGAUGCCUGGGAACGAACCCUUGAAGCACCAGGCGGAGCCGCCGGAGCCGCCUUCGCAGCUCUGGAAGCCACCGCUUUGGCACAAGGAUUGGCAAGGCAACGAUGUGAAGGAUUCUUGGGACCAUUUCACAAUGCCAACAUGUGACAGCGGACCAAAGCCUGGUACGUUGAUCAAGGCAUCAGCGGCGGCGCAGAUGCGAGCAGGAGGUCAGCAUCGAAAGCUACGUGCAUCCAACACAACGGAGCAUUGGGUCUUGGCGAAGCGAACGCCAGCACAAAAGGAGUGCGCAGAGCAUAAGCGUGUCGCCAACGAGUACCAUCAGCGAUUGAUCAGCGAGCAUUGGGCAUUUGUAAAGCGCCGCGACCAGAUCCGAGAGCUUCACAUCUGGCAGGGCCAGCACCGUUGCAAGGCACAGCUUGUGAACACUGAUUUCGACAGCCAGAUCUCUUGGGAGGAUCCCAAUGGCAGAGAGUCACCUGCACACUGCCAGAGGGUCUGUACUUGGAAUCCCGGCUGCCAUGGCUUUGCUUGGAGCAGCUGGGGAUGCUUCUUGAAGCGGCAUGAGCUCGUAAAGAAGCCGCAGGCAGGUGUCUAUGCAGGCUUCCCUUGCGGAGCAGAGGAGCAGCCAUACCCAUGGCCUCAUCAAGAAGUUGAGAAGCACACAAUGCCACAACCCAAGGCACUGCAGGUGGCCCCGGCGAUGUCAACGUACUGCACCAUGGUGAUUUUGCCGUACUCCUACGAGGUUGAUCUGGUCCUCAUGCAGUACCAGAACUACUACAGCAUUUUUCAAUGUGAUCUUUGGGGAGUGUACAGCAGCCAGCGCUUGCAUCUGGCCCCGGGGCUGGUGACGAGGAUCAUGAACACGUCGCAGGACCCUCCUCUCCUUUCUUGGCUACCGGACCUCCUCAAGGAAUUCCUGGAAGCUGGGGACCCAUCCCUCCAAGAGGCUUCACCUUUGAACCUCGCGGGUGCCUUCGGUGCAUCGGUGUCGUCGGCUUUUGAUGUGCUGGGGGUGAGUCCACCCAAGUCUUCGGCACCUCAACCUGACCAAGGAGAACGCUUUAUUGCCGCCCUCACCGGGGAAAGGAAGAAUAUACCAUCCUGGAGCGGACAACCCGGGACAUUGCGUUCCUGGUUGAAACUUCUGGCAUGCUGGGAGGCUGAGGCGACUCUUCACCGCGAAAAAUGGGGAUUGCGACUUUACCAGUCUUUCCCCGAGAACUCCCAGCCGAGGAAGAUUGCGGACCAGAUCCCAAUGUCUGAACUUUUGUCGGCCAAUGGUUACGACUUGGUGCUGACGGCAUUGAUGACGAAGUACCGUCCCUACCUGCACAUCGCUGGGCCGGCGAGCGUGGACAAGUUCUUCUUCGCCGGAGACCGAGGCAAGGGCAAGAGCUUUGCAAGCUUCAUAGCCACCAAGGAGGUGGCUAGGCAGGAGUUGGAAACGAACUUGGGCGAGCGCCUCAAUGACAAGGUGGCUGGACGGAUAUUGCUUCGUCAAGCUCAUCUUUCAGAACUGCAGCGCGAACUGAUUUCGUUGAGAGAUCAGUCAACGCUGAUGGGAUUUGAUGAGAUUGCCAAUAUGCUCAGGCCCCUGGACGGCGAAGAGCUCCAGAUCUACUUCGAGGACCGCACUUACGACGAGGAAGAGUCCCUCUACCUGGCAGCAUACCACUCGGCCUAUGCGGACGUGAGAAAGGGCAGGGCCGAGGACGCUUCUUCCGUGGCAGGUGGCGCCAGUGGCAAGGGGACGAACGCCGACAGGAAGGUGAACUUCGUGGUUUCUCGAGGACGAUUUCUGUCUUCGCUGGAAUCCAAGUUUCUGGGCUACGAAGCCUUGGUGGACACGGCGGCGGAGGACGCGGUGAUCGGCGCCAGAGCUAUGGAUUCACUUCGUGCGGAGCUCGCUAAGCUUGGCUUGCAGCCUCAACCGGUUUCUCCACAAGGACCUGAGGUUCCCUGCGCUGGUAUUGGGGGCGAAGCCAAACUGGAGAGUGUUCAGGAUGUUCCCAUCGCGGUGGCGGGCAUCCAUGCUCUGCUCAGGUUCCAUGUCCUGCGAGAUGGCGAGUUCACGACCCCGCCAUUGUUGCCGAUCAGCUUGCUUGAGGCCAUCGGCUCCAACAUCGACCUCCCUUCAGAGCGGCUGUCUACUGCGGCUGGGUACAGUACACCCAUGACUCGCCUCCCUUCGGGCCAUCGUACGGUGUCUAUCUUGGAUUUCCAAGGUCGGCCAUGGACUCUGCCGCUACAACUUCGUGUGGCAGAUGAAGAUCCGUUUCAAUUGAAGCGGCCCUCUUCUUCCUGGACGGGAGCCUCCUCGAUGACAACUUCGACUUCCCACAGGACAACUUCCACCGGCAGCUCAGGCCAUGAAGAUUUUCGGGGGGGAAGUGAGAGCAACAACACUGCAACUUGUGGUUUCGGCAUUUCUGCCCCGACAUCCCUGGUGGCCUUUCGAGCCGGGGAAGAUGUUGAAGCCAAGGCAUGGGACUUCAUGCAGAACUCAAAGUGGUCGAUGCAGGACAUGGAUGAACUUUUGCACUCCUUGCAUCCUGCAAGGUUGGACCACUUCCGCCUGAUCAUGCGAAAAGCCCCACGAGGCAAGGAGCCCUCACGCUCCUUCUCGGCAGUCUUCGGAGUGUAUGCUCACGGCGCCUUCGUUGGAAUGACAAAGUCUACUUCGAAGUAUCCUUGUUUGGUGAAGUACGUCAACAGCUGGUUGAGGCACCAUGCUCCAGAAGCUUCCUUCAGUUCAUUUAGCAUAGGUGCCAAUGUGCAGGCCCCGCUGCAUCGGGAUGUGAAUAACGAGGUAACCUCGAAGAACCUCACGGUGUCCUUCGGCAAGCACAAAGGUGGCUCGCUGUGGAUUCAGAAUGACGACUCUGGAUUCUCUUCAAGGCAGAGCAAAACAGUGAAGGGACCACAGGGACAGGACCUCCAUGGAAGUUUGGUUCGAACCCAGCAUCGCCUCGUCAGUUUUUCUCCCAAAUUGUGGCAUGAAGUUACACCUUGGAAGGGGUCUAGGAUUAGUUUGACGGCCUAUACUUCCCGGGGAGUGCACACGCUGAAGCCUGCAGAUGAACGACAAUUGCGUGACCUUCUCUUUCCCCUCACGGCCCCUCCAGAGAUUCCAGUGAGUUGCACGCUUGUGGAGUUUCAGGAUGAAGUGCCGCUUGAAACACAGUGCAGACAUGCAGAGUAUGACCUAGAGCACGUCAUUGAUGAGGUGAAUUUGUCAUGCAACUCCGUCCCUUCGUCCUCAGCAUCCUGGUUCGAGCGGAUGAUUUCGCGAGCAGCCAAACAACGGGCGGACCAGCUGGUGGCCAACGAGAUGCGGCGGAACGAGAUCCUUCCCAAAAAGAAGUUGGGCACUGCCAAGGUGGAGAUGGCGUGGAAAAGGAUUACGGCCCGAAUUUUGAUGAUGUUGGCCACGGCAAGGCAGCAGAUGGUGGUGGACGAGUUCUAUAUGCAGGACCAGAUCGAGGACAACCCGAAGGAGAGAGCCUCAUCGUCCCACCAGAACAGCCACAAGCCGCGCACCAAGAAGGCGGCACACAUCAGUCAGGGGAUCGGACAGCCACUUGCCAGAUCGAAGGCCCACAAGACCUGCGCCCUCGAGCCGAGUGCCUGUCAACAUCCCCCAGACAAGCUGCGUUGUCGGGCGAACUCGGUGUCACAAUGGUGGACGUGCGCCCUAUGCGGGAGUCGAUGGCAGAGGAACGACGCAGUGGAUGUCAUCCAGGAGAAGCUGCCACCGACCUCCGAGAACGAGCCGAAGAUCGCGGGAUCUCGAGGGCAGGAGUUUCCGAAAUUCCUCCCAGCGCCUCGCAGCCGACCUCACCAAGGCGACGGUCGAGUUGGACAACCACGGGAGUCCAAGAACGUUGGCUUCGGCAUCCUCGAGCGAGACUGGUGGAACUGGAGCGAUGCCGGCAACAACGCAGAAGGCGAGCAAGCAGCCCAAGCCGGCUACACAGCGAUCGCCCUCAAGGACCCGAACAACUUCGCAUGGAACGAGGAUGAUCCA